Molecule: messenger RNA, 3543 nt
Organism: Linum trigynum
Lineage: Eukaryota; Viridiplantae; Streptophyta; Magnoliopsida; Malpighiales; Linaceae
Source: the annotation of a GenBank genome assembly
AGUGCAACAAGGAUGAGUAAUCAAUUAGCUGUCCGAUCCAUAGUUCACCCUAGGGGCAAGGUUGGAAGAUUCUUUUAUCUUGCGGAUUUUGUUGUCUUAGACAUCAAUGAGGACGCAGAAGUGCCCCUAUACUAGGAGGUCCACCGCCAAGGCUCUCAUAGAUGUGCAUGAUGGGACCUUGAUUUUGUGGGAUGGUGAGGAGCAGAUAACAUUUUACUUUGCUAAUAAUAUGUUUGCUUUAUCACCUUUGCAUGUUGUCUCUCACCGGGUGCACGAGUCUGUCGUGUAUCCCUCUAUGCCUUCCGUUUUGCAAGACUCUCCUCCUGUACCUUCACCACGACUCCCGUCCGUCCCGUCACCAAAAGAAAAGAUCAAGGAGGAGUGGCGGCCAAAACUACAGGUAGCUAAGCCUGCUCAAAAGAAAGCUGGAGACCACUAUGAGCUGGUCCCGGCUCCGGAGCCACGACCGCCCUGUCCAUCCAAGUAUUCACUCGCUUGCAUCCUGCUGGAUGGCCAGGUUGAGCUGACAUGUGUUGGUGGUCACACUCUUCGUGUGCAUGGCCACCAUCUGAAGUUGUACCUCAAGAGCGAUGUGGAUCCUCUCUUGGAGGCACCUAUUCCUACACCUCUCUGAGCAUCCACUCUCUGCGUCCAGCUAAAGACGUAAAAGAAGCGCUUGUGGAGAGGCAACCCCACCAUGGAUUGCUUUUUUUUUUUUUUUGGGUUUUCCACUUGGAACUAUGGUUUCUAUCACCCAUUGUGUUUUGAUAAAUCUAGCUCGGUUCCUUUAAAUUGGUCCCGUUCGAGUCCCUUGCUCUUGACUGGUCUGCCACAGUUCCCGCUCAUCAUUUUCUAGUAACAUCAUUCCCCUUUCCUCUGCUCCAUUGAGGACAAUGUCGAACUUAAGUAUGGGUGGGGGGGGGGGUGCUUUGUAUUUAUUGGAACAUAUAUAUGUGUGCUUGGAGCCUAGUCCGUUGUCCAAAUCUCGAGAAUUGAGUACUCCAAGUACUGAUGUUUGCAUGAUCAUGUUGGCACUAUGGUUUGCGUGGUGAAUUGAAUGGCUGUUAAAGUUUAUGCAUGACAACUUGAUUGUGACUAGGACAACCUAUAAUGAUGACCUAGACUUGCAAUAGAGUUGUGUAGGGGUUCAGUUUUUCAAUUUUUUGCUUACCAACUGUGACUUGGAUUGAUCACUUAUUAUCUAUAGUUGUUUAUGCAUCUAGUUCAAUGAAUCAAAAUGAGAGAUAGUGCAUAUAGGUAGCCAUGUGAGAUUUGAGCCUACUCAUUUCUUUCUCGUGCGAUAGAUCCCUCUUCCAUGAUGUGUAGCAUUCACGUUGUGUCUAGUUAGGAUGAUGGAGGCAUAGGAUUAGCCAACGACCAAAUUGACUAUCCCUGUGUGUCAAACCCCUAGUCAGCCCCUUUGAGCCGUGUAACUUUCUUUCUUCUGGUCUACAAUGAAAAAUCAUUCUUAUGCAUCUCUUAGAGGUUCCAUAGAGUGAUUUUUGCAUCUAUUCUGUUGUUUUUGCUGAAAAUAAUAUGAGGGUUGGAGGUAGUUCUUAAAAAGUGGGCAUGUUUGCAAGGAAAAGGAUGUGUAAAAGUGGUGGUUCUCUCGAGAAAAAAAGAGAAGUAGAAAAAAAUAAAUGAAAACAAAAGAGAACCACCAUAAAAAUCUUUAUCAUGCUCGUUAAUUGUGUUUCUUAGCAGUCUGGCUUAGAAUUACUAGCAUCAUUGUGACCUCCUUCACUCUUGUACUCUAAAGAACUGGAUUAAUACAGAAUGGAAGAAAAAAAGGUAAAUGGUUUGAAUGAUUGUAACUGUGUUGGUUUUGGACCUGUGGAACCUUGUGUUAUCACUUCUUCCACCACCUAAAAGGCCUUUUCCCCAAGUCCAAGACUCUAGCCAGUCCUCUGAACCCGUGUCUAAGACCUACUGACUAGUUAGUGGUGACACUCGAUAUGUGAACUCUAGCAUUUAGAGGCUGCCAUCAUGGUGAAGAGACGUUAGGAUUGAGAGAAUAAGCAUGCGCAUUUUUCACAUCAAAAUGUCCUGGCCCCACUGGUCGAGAGUGAGUGAUUAAUUUCCUUAUAUUCUUUACAUUCUUUACCCCGGUGAGGACCUAGAUUGCUCGAUCUUGAUUAUGAUGUUUUGAGUUUUAUGCAUGAGGUGACUAUCUUGAAUAAGUGGUUGCGUCAAGUCUAGGUUGUUUGGUAAACAGAAGGGAGACUCUUCCUUUACUCGAUUUUCUGCACUCGAAUGUCAUUUGUGGUGGUUGUCUAGGUUGCUGUUGAGGUUGUUCAUGUGUUGAUGUCUAAAAGCUAGUAUGAUUCACGUGUUGUGUGCUCAUAUGAUGUGUCCCGAAAGUUUGCAUGAUUAAAAUGGUUUGUGCUUACCUUUUAUCUAACUUGGUUUGCUUGGGGACAAGCAAACGCUUAAGUGUGGAGGGAUUUGAUAACGUCAUAUUUGCAUAUGUUUGCACCCUUAUAUCUUAAUCGUUUUGACUCGAUUUUGUUGCUCCUUGGCCUAUUUUAUGCUAGGUUGUGCUAUUCUGUAAUAUCUCAGAUCCUAGCAGGUGUAUGAAGGUUUAGGCGCAAGUUUCGGGUUGUUUGGAGAUCAUUUGGAGAUUCUGGAGAUGAAAUACGGGCAGGCAAGGAGAAAAGCACGACCGUGCUUUUCAUCAUCUUGCCAGUGCUUUUACUGACGAGAGUUAACCAUGAAGAGUGAUGAAGAAAACCAAAGCACGGGUAGUGGAGGAGAAAAGCACGACUGUGCUUAGUUAAACACCGCCAGUAUUUCACCCAAACUUGCCCGUGUUUCUCCCGUUUUGCACUAAGUGAAACGCGCAUUUUUGGCAAAGCACGGUCAAGGGAGUAAGCACGACUGUGCUUCUGCCCGAAUUCGCCCAAAUAGGGUUUAAAGAGGUAGAUUCGAGCCCAAGGAAGGGGAUUGGACUUUUUGGAGAAAAACAGAGUUCUAGAGGGAGAAAGUGUGAAGAACAAACCCUAGGAGCUAUUUGGAGUGGAUUUGUCACCAUUGAAGCACAUAUUGCAUCCCCAGGAGUGAAGAUUGAAAUCCCAGAGCAGAUUAUUCCCAUCUUUAUGAGCAUGACUGCUUCGAUUUUGGUUUUCCUCUAUCUCUCUAUGGAGUAGACCUUUCUCUCACUUGGGUAUGAAGAACCCUAGUUCCAUGUGUUAGGGAUCUUGAUUGUAAUGACUUUUGGAUUGAUAUAUUGUUUGAUUAUAAAUCAAUUGAAGUGUGUUUAUUUAGUCAAUUGGAUCUUGAUCAACUUCUUUUGAUUUUUGCCACCAGAACCUUCAUCAUCUACCUUUUCGGCCAAAUCUCUUGGCUCAACUAUCACACCAUGAUUGGUUCCUACACCUCCACUCACGCCUUGCUAAGUGUAGAUCUACACCGAGUUUUGUUGCCAAUUUUCUUCUCCUUCUUUGUAUACAACAACUCCUUGACUCUACAAUUCACUUCCGUCUUCAUUGUCCUCUAUUUGCUUGAGCUUAAGCCAAAAAUGCUGAAUGAAUUUAAUGUUUCUAU